This is a messenger RNA of Carassius auratus (goldfish), 911 nucleotides long. Its product is annotated as hemagglutinin/amebocyte aggregation factor-like. Gene Ontology annotation, biological process: collagen fibril organization. Bases 237 to 758 code for a protein of 173 amino acids. The transcript has 6 exons. Gene Ontology annotation, cellular component: extracellular matrix. NCBI's taxonomy places the organism in Eukaryota, Metazoa, Chordata, Actinopteri, Cypriniformes, Cyprinidae. The record is from RefSeq and is a predicted model, not a curated record.
ACUACAUCAGAGGUCUACCUAAAGUACCAAAGAAAGACUUAAACACUAUUUUCUUUGAAGCCAGAUCAGAAGCACAUCUGUUCCUAAGAAAUUACCUUGAAGCAAAAAUCUGUCCCACCUGUUCAAACAUGAUUAGAUCCCACUUGUUAAGCAACAGACUGACCUUACAUAUGUGAGGUCUGUAUAAAAACCAUACAUUUCUCUCAAGUUGUCUUGUAAUUUCACUCAAUAACACCAUGAGGAGAGCUGCUUUAUUUCUUCUGCUGACGGCUCUCUUGGCCAAAGGACAAGAGCUGCACUGGGAAAACGGCUAUGACCAGCCUCUAAAUUUUAACUGCCCGGCAGGACAGUCGAUAUCCUACAUAAAGAGCCAACAUGAUAAUCAUCAUGAGGACCGGAUGUGGGAGUUCGGCUGUAAAGACACCUUUGAUUCUGGUGCAGACUGUUUCUGGUCACCUGACGUCAAUGAUUUUGACCAAACGCUCAGCUAUGAGUGUCCACCGCACCACAUCAUCGCAGGAAUGAGCAGCUACCACAACAACAAGCACGAGGACAGACGCUGGAAGUUUUACUGCUGUAGAAGUAACGGCCACUGUACUACGAGCUGUGAGUGGACUACCUAUGUGAACUGGUUUGAUGAGCUCUUCCACUGGACCGUACCAAACCAAAACUACCUGGUUGGUGCUGAAAGCUACCAUGAAAACAAACAUGAAGACCGUCGCUGGAAGUACGAGUAUUGUAGUAAAGUACAAUGCUAAGACUCUCAAAUGCAAAAACUCUCAAAUCUGAAAUAAACACAAGAUGGAAAUCACUGAUCCAAGAAUUUUUAAUAAAGUCUUAGGUCUGAGACUGAAAAUGCAUUUCAUGUCAUGUCUGAAAAUGUAUAGUGUCAUAAAGUAAACUGAAGCAGU